This is a messenger RNA of Loxodonta africana (African savanna elephant), 4788 nucleotides long. RefSeq names its product BOC cell adhesion associated, oncogene regulated (gene BOC). Gene Ontology annotation, cellular component: axon. Gene Ontology annotation, biological process: axon guidance; cell-cell adhesion. The coding region runs from base 954 to 4268 and encodes 1104 amino acids. Lineage: Eukaryota; Metazoa; Chordata; Mammalia; Proboscidea; Elephantidae. The transcript has 20 exons. The record is from RefSeq and is a predicted model, not a curated record. Gene Ontology annotation, molecular function: protein binding.
CAGUAGAGGAGAGGAAGGGUCUGAGGUGAAGUUAACCAGACAGUAGGGGGUUCAGGGGAGACAGUGCGUGUGAGGGAAAGACAGAGGACACUGCUUUUGGUAUGGGGAAAAAAGAGAAGUUUGGAGGUGAGAGCGCGCGACUCAGGGGCAGCAGAAAAUGGGUGUUGAGAGAGAGGCUGCCGGAGAGUUUGGGGACAGCCUCCCCCCCAGCUUCCUUUCCAAGACUUUUGGCUGUUUCCUUUUGCUCCUCCCCCUGCUCCCUGCCUCCUCUGAUCCCUCCCUCCUCCUCCUCCUCGCGCCGUAAUGGGAGGCUCCAAAGAGGAGAAGCAAAAGAAGGAAUUGUUUGCGAGUUCAGUCAUCCAAAAAGGCUUCUUCCAUAUGGAGGGACCGGGUGCGCCAGGCGCGGCGUCCCUUGCCUUGUCCCCGUGCUGCCACCGCCGCCGCAGCCCCCGCUUCCUGCCGCGGGGACCCUGAGCCCGGGCCUGCGGGUGUCGGCCGCCACGCGCGCACACCCCACACACACUCACACACACUCACACACACUCACACCCGCCGCAGCCACGCGCGCCCGCACGCGCCCUCCCUCCCUGGCCGCAACGUCUCGGUGUGGAGCUCUUUCGUGGCUCCCGCUGCUGCCGCUGUCCCGUUUUGUGUGUCCCUGGGUGUCACUGUGCGCUCUGGGUGUCCGUGUGGCGCGGUGUGCGUGGCUCACCGCGCGCCCACGACUCUGGCCCCCGAGCCCUGGCUUGCCCUUCCCAGGCGCCAGCUGCAGCAGAGUCCCAGAACAAGCUUCCUGGAACCCAUGACCCAUGAAGUCUUGUCAACAUUCACACCGUCGGAGGGUAGCAGCAACGAAGUAGAAGAAGCAGAGUGCUGUAGGGAACUGCACUGUCUUCUUUGAGUGACCUGCGGUGGCUUAUGGGACGUUGGGUUGGGACCCUUUGUGAUCCACCAUGCUGCUUGGGGUGACGACGGUUCAGAGAGGGAAGAAGCCAGCGGUCACACUGGCCUGCCUCCUCUUCGCCACAGCAGGCUGCUUGGCAGACUUGAAUAAGGUCCCCCAGGUCACUGUCCAGCCCACUUCCACCGUCCAGAAGCUCGGGGGAACUGUGAUCCUGGGCUGUGCAGUAGAGCCCCCGUGGAUGGACAUCACCUGGCGCCUGAACGGGAAGGAGCUGAAUGGCUCAGAUGAUGCUCUGGGGGUCCUCAUCACCCGCGGGACCCUCGUCAUCACCGCCCUCAACAACCACACGGUGGGACGGUACCAGUGUGUGGCCCGGAUGCCUGCAGGGGCCGUGGCCAGCGUGCCAGCCAUGGUGACACUAGCCAACCUCCAGGACUUCAAGUUAGAUGCACAGCACGUAAUCGAAGUAGACGAGGGGAACACGGCGGUCAUCGCCUGCCAUCUGCCGGAGAGCCACCCGAAGGCCCAGGUCCGAUACAGCGUCAAACAGGAGUGGCUGGAGGCCUCUCGAGAUAACUACCUGAUCAUGCCAUCUGGGAACCUCCAGAUCGUGAACGCCAGCCAGGAGGACGAGGGCACGUACAAGUGUGCCGCCUACAACCCAGUGACCCAGGAGGUGAAGACCUCCGGCUCUGGCGACAGGCUGCGCGUGCGCCGCUCCACUGCAGAGGCUGCCCGCAUCAUCUACCCCCCAGAGGCCCAGACCAUCAUUGUCACCAAAGGGCAGAGUCUCAUCCUGGAGUGUGUGGCCAGUGGGAUCCCACCCCCACGGGUCACCUGGGCCAAGGACGGGUCCAGCGUUGCUGGCUACAACAAAACGCGCUUCCUGCUGAGCAAUCUCCUCAUCGACAGCACCAGUGAGGAGGACUCGGGGACCUACCGCUGCAUGGCCAACAAUGGGGUCGGGGAGCCCGGGGCAGCCGUCAUCCUCUACAACGUCCAGGUGUUCGAGCCUCCCGAGGUCACCAUGGGGCUGUCCCAGCUGGUCAUCCCGUGGGGCCAGAGCGCCAAACUCACCUGUGAGGUGCGCGGGAACCCCCCGCCCUCCGUGCUGUGGUUGAGGAAUGCUGUACCCCUCACCUCCAGCCAGCGCCUCCGCCUGUCACGCAGGGCUCUGCGUGUGGUCAGCGUGGGGCCCGAGGACGAAGGUGUCUACCAGUGCAUGGCCGAGAACGAAGUCGGAAGCGCCCACGCCGUGGUCCAGCUGAGGACCGCCAGGCCUGGCAGCACCCUGAGGCCGUGGCGAGAUGCUAAGUCAGAUGUGGCCACACCUCCUGCACCACCUUCCAGACCCGGCAGCCCUGACCAGCUGCUGAGGGGGCACCCAGGGCUUCAGCGGCCCCUGACGGGAAUGCAGUCUGCUUCCCUGCCGUGCCCAGGGGAGAAGGGCCAGGUGGCUCCUGCCGAGGCCCCUGUCAUCCUCAGCUCGCCCCGGACGUCCAAGACUGACUCGUAUGAGCUGGUGUGGCGGCCUCGGCACGAGGGCAGUGGCCGGGUGCCCAUCCUCUACUAUGUGGUGAAACACCGCAAGCAGGUGAUGAAUACCUCUGAUGACUGGACCAUCUCCGGCAUUCCAGCCAGCCAGCACCGCCUGACUCUCAGCAGACUCGACCCCGGGAGCUUGUAUGAAGUGGAAAUGGCCGCUUACAACUGUGCCGGCGAGGGCCAGACAGCCAUGGUCACCUUCCGAACUGGACGGAGGCCCAAACCCGAGAUUGUGGCCAGCAAGGAGCAGCAGAUCCAGAGGGACGACCCUGGAGCCAGCCCCCAGAGUAGCAGCCAGCCGGACCACAGCCGCCUCUCCCCCCCAGAAGCCCCAGACAGGCCCACCAUCUCCAUGGCCUCUGAGACAUCAGUGUACGUGACCUGGAUUCCCCGUGGGAAUGGAGGGUUCCCGAUUCAGUCCUUCCGUGUGGAAUACAAGAAGCUGAAGAAAGUGGGUGACUGGAUUCUGGCCACCAGUGCCAUCCCACCCUCACGGCUCUCCGUGGAGAUCACAGGCCUAGAGAAAGGCACUUCCUAUAAGUUCCGAGUCCGAGCCCUGAACAUGCUGGGGGAGAGCGAGCCCAGCGCCCCCUCCCGGCCCUACAUGGUGUCAGGCUACAGCGGCCGUGUGUAUGAGAGGCCCGUGGCAGGCCCCUACAUCACCUUCACGGAUGCAGUCAAUGAGACCACCAUCAUGCUCAAGUGGAUGUAUAUUCCAGCAAGUAACAACAACACCCCAAUCCACGGCUUUUAUAUCUAUUAUCGACCCACAGACAGUGACAACGAUAGUGACUACAAGAAGGAUAUGGUGGAAGGGGACAGGUACUGGCACUCCAUCAGCCACCUGCAGCCGGAGACCUCGUAUGACAUUAAGAUGCAGUGCUUCAACGAAGGAGGCGAGAGUGAAUUCAGCAACGUGAUGAUCUGUGAGACCAAAGCUCGCAAGUCUCCUGGUCAGCCUGGUCAUCUCCCGCCCCCAACACUGGCCCCAGCGCAACCACCACCCCCUGAGACCCUAGAGCGGCCCAUGGGCACCGGGGCCAUGGUGGCACGCUCCAGUGACCUGCCCUAUCUGAUUGUUGGCAUCGUCCUGGGCUCAGUCGUCCUCAUCAUCGUUGCCUUCAUCCCCUUCUGCUUGUGGAGGGCCUGGUCUAAGCAAAAACAUACUGCAGACCUGGGUUUUCCUCGAAGCGCCCUUCUGUCUUCCUCCUGCCAAUAUACCAUGGUGCCACUGGGAGGACUCCCAGGGCACCGAGACAGUGGGCAGCCCUACCUCAGCGGCAUCAAUGGACGGGCCUGUGCCAACGGGGUACGUGUGAAUAGGGGCUGCCCUGCGGCUGCAAUGGGCUACCCGGGCCUGGAACCUCAGCCACACUGCCCAGGGGAGCUUCAGCAGCAGGAUGACACCAACAGCCUGCUGAGGCAGACCAUUCCUGGAAACGGACAUGACCCCCAGAGCCACCAGCUCACCAGGACUCCCACGCCAAGCCCGGACGAGGGCUCGCUCCUGUACACGCUGCCCGAUGACUCAGCUCUCCAGCUGCUCCAGCCCCACCGGGACUGCUGCCACCUCCAGCAGCAGCCUGCUGCCACUGAGAGCCCUGGGGUGGAGGCAGCGUGGGACCCUCCGUCUCACUCAGGUCCCCCGUGCUGCCUGGGCCUCAUACCAGUGGAAGAGGUGGACCGUCCUGACUCCUGCCGAGUGGGUGGAAGAGACUGGUGCCCCCGGCACCGCACGGGGGCCUACCUAGGGCGGGAGCCUGGGGUGCGGCUCCCCACUGGCCGUGUGUCUUUUGAAACACCGCCCCCCACAAUUUAGACAGAUCCAGCCCCCAGAAAGACUAUAUGUUUUUUUUUAAGACAGAGAAAAUUGGUAUUUAUUUUUCUAUCAUAGCCAUAUUUAUAUAUUUAUGCACUUGUAAAUAAAUGUAUAUGUGUCUUUAUGAUUCUGGAGAGACAUGGGGAUCCCUACCCCUUGAGGUCUGAGAGGGAGAGCCCAGAAGCCUCCAUGUAAAAGGCCGACAGGGAAGGCCUGAGGCCGACGGGCCAGAACACAGACCCUGGAGAGCAGCCUCCCCUUAGGACCUCCCCAGCCGGCUGUUCACCUGUCCACGCCGACUAGAGGAAACGCCAGGUGAGCCGCCUCACGGAGGGCCGGCGCACAGGCGCUGGCUGGAAGGACGGGGCACUAGAGCAGGCCUUUUCUGAGCAGCCUGGGAGGGCAGACUGCAACGCGCACAGUACUGUAAGUAUUAACAAAGCGCCCAGAAUCAAUCAGCUGCGGCAACAUAUCUCUGUAAAAACAAACACUCUAACUUCUAAAUAAAUGUUUAGUCUUC